Molecule: messenger RNA, 516 nt
Organism: Impatiens glandulifera
Lineage: Eukaryota; Viridiplantae; Streptophyta; Magnoliopsida; Ericales; Balsaminaceae
Product: pathogenesis-related leaf protein 4-like
Exons: 1
Coding region: 1-516 (171 amino acids)
Cellular component (GO): extracellular region
Source: RefSeq, a predicted model, not a curated record
AUGGGUUCCAGCUUCAAAAUCUCAUUUUCUCUUCUUUUGUGUCUUUUGGUUUUGGUUCUGGUUCUUGUUCUUCCCUCUUAUGCACAAAACUCCCCACAAGACUACCUAAAUGCACACAACGCAGCCCGAGCCCAAGUGGGUGUUGGACCCAUGACAUGGAACAACAAUCUGGCUGCAUAUGCUCAAAACUAUGCCAAUAAAAGGUUGGGUGAUUGUAACCUCAUCCAUUCUGGGGGGCCCUACGGAGAGAACCUCGCCAAGGGUAGUGGUGCCUUUACUGGAGUGAAUGCCGUGAACCUAUGGGUUGGAGAGAAACCUUUCUAUGAUUACAAUUCCAACACUUGUGCUAGUGGUAGGGUUUGCGGACAUUACACACAAGUGGUAUGGCGUAACUCUAAUCAACUUGGUUGUUAUAGAGGUCAAUGUCGGAACGGUUGGUGGUUCAUCAUAUGUAGUUACUUCCCUGCUGGUAAUAUUAUUGGACAACGCCCUUUUGACUUCCUUGAAGAUAUGUAA